Messenger RNA from Neodiprion fabricii, 1082 nucleotides. RefSeq lists its product as uncharacterized. The record is from RefSeq and is a predicted model, not a curated record. Bases 297 to 824 code for a protein of 175 amino acids. Lineage: Eukaryota; Metazoa; Arthropoda; Insecta; Hymenoptera; Diprionidae. The transcript is spliced from 5 exons.
UUCAUGUUUUAACACAUAGUUUAAAAGAAAAAGAAAAACUAACCUCACAUUUAGUUUUAUUAAUAACUUAAUUUUUUUUUAGGAUGUAUUUCGUUGCUUUUUGUGAGGAUUGAUGUUAGACGGUAGCGAAAAGUUGGGUAGAUGAAGAUACAAAACUAAUUAAACGGCCUCCUCAAAACGAAAAUGCGACAACUGCUUGUAAAAGAAGAAUAGACCCCAAGAGUAACUGGCUGCAGAUAAAAUAUACAAGGCUGCUUGGACCAUACAAAACCUUUGAUACGGCAAGACAAGUAGAAAUGGCUGCUGUUCAUUUGGCAACAAGUGACGAAACUACCGUUCUGAAUAUUGAUGACAAGGAAAAUAAUCCAUCAAAGCGUACGAGGCAACUACUGUUACGUUAUCAAAAAUCCGAGGAGUCGAGCGACGAUAAUGAAGAAGAAUUACCCUUUGUUCUUGCUGAAGGUGAUAAAAGUUCUCAAGCUCCACAACAUAUUUUUAUUAAGAAAAAUAAUGGAAGUAAUGACGAUGCCAAGAACAAUAAUUCAACUCAACUAGACAAUGCUUCCAAAGACAAGAUGCCUAAUGAGAUCAUACAUCAGAAAAACAGUGAAAAAAAACAGUGGUUACUAACAAUAAUGCAACUCAGCCUGGUUCUGAGGGACAAAAACAAACUGCUGCCAACCAAUUUGAUGCGCCAGUUUGUCCCUGCUGUCACAAAACUUAUUGAACUUAGAAAAGUAGCUGAUGGAAAAAAACACGUCCGGGACGUAUUAGCAUUUAUUUUAGAUAAUAACUUCAGUUGUAAACUGUCCUGGAGCGGUUAAAAAAAAACUAUAUCCCUGAAGGAGAUGAAUUUCGUGAACAUUCUGACAAGCACUAUCAUUAAGUGUAAUCCACGGUGCACAUUAGCAGAACUUAAUGACGCAAUAAAAAAUUGGCUUCAACAUGCCAGUGAUCGGGUUAAGUAUACGAAUGAGAAACACCAAGCACUGAACAAAGAGUAACAUAAUGAAACUAUUUAACUAUUUUCUUCUUUCUUUUCUCUCAAUUAAACAAAUAAUUUAUUUCUUUUGCUUUAUGUA